AUGUCUUUGCGCAAGAAUGUUCACGACACAGAUAGUUGCACCUUCAUCUACGACCAAAAGAAGGCUAUCAAGCUGAUCUUUACCAUCUCGUGGACCAACGAAGACGACGAUUUCAUCUUUCAAAAUGAGGAGGACGCCAAAUUUUGGGAGCGAGUGGUUCGCCUCUGCAGCACGGUAUCGCCUCUACAGAAGCGCAUCAAAACAGAGUUAGAGGGGAAAGCGUUUAAAGAGAUGCUUGAAAUUUCUGACAAAGAGUGGUCGGAAACCUGGUGUAAUGCUGUUGCUGCGCCCAUUCCUCAGAAUACUCCUCAGAAUGUGCCUCCUGUUAGUGGUAAUCAAGCUCCUAUUAGUACCACUACCGUUCCAGAAGAAGGAGCUAGGACAAGGAGGAGUGUUGCUCGAUUUGGCUCUCGGUUUAGUAUAAGAGUUCGAUUUCCGAAGUUUUUAAAGAAGAAAAAGAACAAGGGACAGAAUGAAGGGGUGGCGAAGGAAGAUACCCCUGCUGCUUGA
Molecule: messenger RNA, 510 nt
Organism: Fusarium tjaetaba
Lineage: Eukaryota; Fungi; Ascomycota; Sordariomycetes; Hypocreales; Nectriaceae
Exons: 1
Coding region: 1-510 (169 amino acids)
Source: RefSeq, a predicted model, not a curated record